Messenger RNA from Trachymyrmex cornetzi, 1480 nucleotides. Its product is annotated as facilitated trehalose transporter Tret1. Gene Ontology annotation, molecular function: transmembrane transporter activity. The transcript is spliced from 8 exons. Gene Ontology annotation, biological process: transmembrane transport. Bases 188 to 1411 code for a protein of 407 amino acids. The record is from RefSeq and is a predicted model, not a curated record. Lineage: Eukaryota; Metazoa; Arthropoda; Insecta; Hymenoptera; Formicidae. Gene Ontology annotation, cellular component: membrane.
GUUCUCGUUCCUAGAGUGAUAACUUCUGAGAGCGUUUCUGUAGCGUUUUCACGUCAUCUCGUCAGCUUGUUUGCAGAGCGGUGACUUUCGUGCAGGUCAUUCCGAGGAGGGAAUGCGAGAGUUCAUGCACGAGAUCGUGGGACGACGACGGCCGAUGCGCGUGUAACGGUGUAGAUUUAAUAUAAAAAUGGCAAAAAAAAUAUUUGAACCUUUACUUCAAUUAUGGCCUCAGUGGUUCGCAACUCUAACAGUGACCUUGUUGACCAUCAAUAUUGGUCUCGCAAACGGUUGGACUUCGCCUUACUUGGCGCAACUGACCGAUGAAAAUGCUCUGUUUCGCGUAACGAACGAAGAAGCGUCUUGGAUAGCUUCUCUAUUACCACUCGGGCGCCUCUUAGGCGCCGUCUUUGGACCUCUCAUUUUAGAAUGUAUAGGCAGCAAGAUGUCUAUCCUGUCAACAGGAUUACCGAUGAUCGUCAGCUGGAUUUGCAUAAUAUUCGCAACUUCCCCCACAUGGUUUAUCAUUAGCUUGGUACUGAUGCUAUGCCACAUGGUUAUUUUUCCAUUCCUGCCGCAGUCGCCGUAUUAUUACGUACGACACAAUGACACUAAGAGGGCGGAACAAGCUAUUCGAUGGUAUUACCGAAAAUCUAAUAUAAAAAACGAAAUAGAAGCCGUGGAACUUUUCGUGAAUUCAACGCGUACAAUCAACAUAAGGGAACGAUUGUAUCAGAUGAAAGAGCCGAAAAAUCGACGCUCUUUCAUAAUAAUGAUAAUACUUUUCAUGUUUAUGCAAAUGAGUGGACUAAAUACUAUUGUAUUUUACAUGGAAAUUAUUCUAAAGAAAGGAAAGGUGACAUCAAUCAUACCUUCAACUGUAGUGAUGAUCGUCGGUGCAGUCAGUAUAAUUAUCGGCUGGAUGGGAACAUUUGCCAUCGAUCGUUACGGUCGCAGAAUCCUAUUAGCAAUAUCAUCUUUAGGCGUGAUGAUCGGCUCGGUGUUGUUAGGUUUACAUUUCUUUUUGUUAGACUACGGCUACAAUCCCGGUAAUCUCGAGUGGUUGAUUAUUCUAUCGUUACUGUUGUUCAUGAUGUUGCACUUCGGACUCGUACCGGUACCUAUGACAACUCUAAGUGAAACAUUUCCUUCUGAUCUGAAAAGCUUGGCUGGAUUCUUAGGAAGUAUUACGUCAGCGACAUUCGCAUUCGUCGCCUCAAGAACAUAUCAGCCAUUGGUAGAUCUCAUGAGCGAAAAGUAUGUUUUCUGGAUAUAUGCAGUGAUCAUCAUGAUGAGCUUAAUAUAUGCACUCACCAUACUGCCAGAGACAAAAGGAAAAACGUUACAGGAAAUUCAAGAUAUGAUGACUACGAGAAGUGCUACUAAAAAAUCACAACAAGAGAUACGCGAAUAAAAAUGCUUAAACGUAGCAAAUUUUUUAACUCUUCCAAAAUAUAGAAUAGUAAUUAAUUAAUGUAAUUAU